Molecule: messenger RNA, 1403 nt
Organism: Gordionus sp. m RMFG-2023
Lineage: Eukaryota; Metazoa; Nematomorpha; Gordioida; Chordodea; Parachordodidae
Product: THO complex subunit 4-like
Exons: 6
Coding region: 42-833 (263 amino acids)
Biological process (GO): mRNA processing; mRNA export from nucleus
Cellular component (GO): nucleus; exon-exon junction complex
Molecular function (GO): mRNA binding
Source: RefSeq, a predicted model, not a curated record
CACGCAGUGUUUUGGUUUACAUUUUUAUUUAUUCUCUCAAGAUGGCUGACAAGAUAGAUAUGUCUCUAGAUGAUAUUAUUAAAUCUAAAAGAUCCAUGGGAAGGGGUCGAGGAAGAGGUAGAAUGCAAAGGGGUGCAAGAGGUGGAGUUGGAAAUAGAAGAUUCGUCAGUCAGAACAAUAGACGCCCUAGAAGAAAUCUACCUAACAGUUCUAUGAACGGUAAAUGGCAACACGAUAUGUUUAAUGCAACUAAUGUAUCUCCAAAAAGAAAUAUAAGUCGGCCUAACAACGUUUUAUUAGCAGGAGCUAAUUCCUUUACCUCCAUGUCAGGAGGGCCCGGAAAAUUAUUGAUUUCUAAUUUAGAUUUUGGUGUUACUGAUUCUGAUAUUCAAGAACUUUUUGGUGAAUUUGGACCACUAUUAAGUGCUGCUGUUCACUAUGACAGAACUGGUAGGUCCCUUGGAACUGCAGAUGUUAUAUUUGAAAGAAAACUAGAUGGUUUACAAGCUAUAAAAAAGUACAACAAUGUUCCCUUAGAUGGACGACCAAUGAACAUCCAAAUGGCUACCUCUGACAUUAAUCUAACCUCUCUUGACAAUGAUCUAAGUGAUAACUCUAUAAUGAUGAGAACUGGAAACUCACCUGGUAAUAAUAGACUAAAACGGCUCAACAAUUUUAGCACCAGAGGUGGAAAUAUGAGAGGAGUUUUGAGAAGGGGUAGGGGUGUUGGAUAUGGGGGCGGAAGAAGGAGAGGUGGUCCAGCUAUGAAGCAUACUACUGCAGAACUGGAUGCAGAACUUGAUACUUAUAAUUCUCAGAUGGAUACAAUGUGAAAAAGUUGUAGAGAACAUUCAUUUAUGAUUUAUAUACUUUACAUAAUAUACUAUGUAAGCAUUUGAUCUAAUGAUUUACCAUGUCACAUAAAUAUCUUUUUAAAUUCUGUCAUACUUGUUAUAUAUAAAUUAUUACAAUGACUUAAAUAUUCAAACAUUAAUUAUACACUUUAUGAUAAAAUAAUUGAAUAUCAAUGUAUCAAUUUUUAGUUGAGAAAUAAAAAUAGUACUUGAAUAACUUGUAUAUAAAAUAAUAUUGUUAAAUGCAAUCAGUGUUUAAGGGAAUCUUAUUGAUAAUAAUAACAAUUUACGGGACUCGUUUGGAAUCAAUAUUUACUGGAAUCUUAUAGGCAAUAAUAACAAUAUAUUGGACCUUGUUUGGAAGAAGAGCAUUUAUAUUCAGAAUUAAAGUAUUUAUGGUGUUAAUGGUUACAACUGGAAAAAUUUCAUAUAAAUUUUAACAAAAUUAAUUUUUCAGGAAUUAGGUUUCAAAAUUAAUUAUUAAUAUAAUAAAUCAUCCUUUGCCUUAAAAGACAUAUUUAAGUUUAAUAAUCAAUCAAGUAUUAAGAU